Molecule: messenger RNA, 564 nt
Organism: Eucalyptus grandis
Lineage: Eukaryota; Viridiplantae; Streptophyta; Magnoliopsida; Myrtales; Myrtaceae
Exons: 1
Coding region: 1-564 (187 amino acids)
Source: RefSeq, a predicted model, not a curated record
AUGGUGAGCGGGGACUCGGGCCUUGGCCGCAGAGCUUGGGACGUGGUCCACCUAGCUCUGCUGUGGCCGAGGAGAGGCGGCGCGUUCAGGCAGCUCCUCGCAGUCAAGUUCCGUCUCGCUGUGGCUAGAUUCGUCGAGACCAUCGGCGGCGGCUGUGGCUACGGCAGCUCAAUGGCCCGGGAUCGAAUCCGCUACGAGGAGCGCGAGCUCUCGUUCGACGAGACUCCAAUCUUCCACGUCAAGAUGCACCGUCCCAGAGGAUCCAGGAGGUCCCACUUCCGCCUCCCUCGCAUCCCCUGCAUCAGCCCGGACGUCGAUUUCGAGUACGGAUUCUUUGACGACGACAAGGAUGGCAACUGCGAGAGGAAGAGCCUGGUCGCCGUACGAGACGGAGGAGACUGCGUGUACGGCGAGAGGGCGUCGGGAUCGUCCGAAGAAGAAAGGGAAGAAGGGAUUGAUGAGAGGGCAGAGGAGUUCAUAGGGAAGUUCUAUGAGCAGAUGAAGCUGCAGAGGCAGACUUCUUACUUACAGUACACUGAGAUGCUGAGCAGAGCCACGAGCUGA